Messenger RNA from Hibiscus syriacus, 1141 nucleotides. RefSeq names its product probable long-chain-alcohol O-fatty-acyltransferase 5. Gene Ontology annotation, biological process: lipid metabolic process. The record is from RefSeq and is a predicted model, not a curated record. The transcript has a single exon. NCBI's taxonomy places the organism in Eukaryota, Viridiplantae, Streptophyta, Magnoliopsida, Malvales, Malvaceae. The coding region runs from base 39 to 1064 and encodes 341 amino acids.
AAAAAAAAGGUUCCAGGGAUUCACAAGACGAAAAUCAAAUGGAGGAUGAGCUUGAAAGCUUCAUCAAGGUAGGGAUUUUGACUAUAAUUUCCCUUUCUUGCUGCUUCUACCUAUCAUCAAAACUCCCCAAAGGCAUUUUCAGGCUUAUUUCUUUGACCCCAAUCUUCAUCCUCUUCAUUUACAUCCCUCUCACCAUCCCCUCCGCCCAUAUCGGCGGCAUCACCGCCUUCUUCCUCGCUUGGCUCUGCAAUUUCAAGCUCCUCCUCUUUGCUUUCGACCAACCACCGCUCUCACCGCCGCCACCAAGCCUUUUCCGUUUCAUUUCCUUAGCUUCUCUCCCCAUUAAACCCAAAGCAGCAGCCCCGUCUCGAAGCAAAUCUAAACCACCCGAUAGAUCAAAAUCAAUUUUGUUUGCCAUAAAAGUUCUAAUAUUAGCUCUACUUUACCAUUCUUAUUACUACAAACAGUAUCUCCAUAAAAAUGUGGUUCUAGCGAUGUACUGUGUCCACACCUAUAUCGAGGUUGAGCUCAUCCUAGCCUUGGCCGCACUCCCGGCUCGAGCCAUCUUUGGGUUCGAGCUCGAGCCACAGUUCAACGAACCCUACCUAGCCACCUCUUUACAAGAUUUCUGGGGCCGUAGAUGGAACCUCAUGGUUACUAGCAUUCUACGCCCCACCGUAUAUUACCCCAUACGUCGUGUUUCGGCUCGGGUACUCGGACCGAUGUGGGUUUUCUUGCCGGCGGUCGUCGCCGUGUUCGUGGUCUCCGGUUUGAUGCAUGAGUUGAUUUAUUAUUACUUGACUCGCGUGGCUCCAACUUGGGAGGUAACGUGGUUUUUCAUCUUGCAUGGAGUGGCGGUGGCGGUGGAAGUGGCAGUGAAGAAGGCGAUGCCCGAGAAAAUGAGGUUACACCCGGUGGUUUCCGGGCCGUUGGCUUUGGGCUUUGUGGUGGCCUCCGCUUUUUGGUUGUUUUUUCCGCAGUUGGUGAGGAACGGUGUAGAUGAGAGAGUGAUUGGAGAUUACUUCAAGUUGGUGGAUUUUUUCAAGGGAUUGCUUCCAUCUUAAUUACUAAUAACUUCAUAUUUUAUUGGGAGGUAUAAUUGACUACCAUAUUAAUCAAUAAAAAUCAAUUUACAUUUUAA